UGAAGGUUAUUCACUUCGGUAAGGUCGCAUGGACGGGCGACCUUCUCACGACAGUCGAAGCUGCGAGCAACGUAUGCAGCGGCGCCUUCACUCAUUGUCCGCAUGGGCCUUGGCUGCCGCAGGUACACAGCACCUGUUCACUCGACGUCAACCUACAGGUCCUGCAAUCCCUGUAGAAACAUGGGCUGUUAUUGAGUUCAUCCAGACGUUCUUGGGCGAUGACACGAUCCGAUUCUCACAGUUUAGUGUCGAAGAAGCAACUCAAGAUACCUACAGAUUUGCCGGUUCUCUGUCGGCCGGGCUUCUCUGCAGCCACAUCGCACAUAUCUCAGUCCAGAUAGUCAAGUCUAUCCUUCCCAGUGGAGGUGAUGAAGCCUGGGCUGUGCGCCGUAUUGUCCUCACCGACUCUGUCGCCGAUCUGUCCAUCCACUAUCUUCGCUCUCGCAGUUGGUCCAGUCUCCCCUCCAACUUUCUACUCGCACUCCCGUUACUGCAACAGCUCCUCAUCAUCUGUGGAAAGAGCUGUUCAGAAGCAGAAUUUUACGCUCUCUGUGACAAGGUUACAAGGGCCGUGAAAAACCAUCCGGCCGUUGCACUUCAACAUAACCCUGACAUGCCGGAUGGGAGGUUCCUGCAGCCGGCGCUAUUUGGUCUCGGUGAGGAAGACCUUGAGUGGGCGUUGCGUACGCGAAAUGAAAAGGAACCGAAAGCCGAGAGUUCGAAGUGGAGCAAAGAAUCAGUACAAGGAGUUCGAAGUGGAGCGAGGAAUCAGUACAAGGGGUCGCACUGAAUAUGCAGUCAGUGUCGCAACCAGCGCCCCGCCACUCAAGCUUACUGAAUACGGUACUGCCCUCUUUUAUAUCAGUGGGGAGCAGACCACGGUCAGACGGUAGCACUUAGUUUUGAUCUGUAGUACCGUCGAAAACUACCCUCUGACAUCACCACACUGUUCCUUCUAUAUUUAGAUAUGAUGCUCACAGAGUGCACCCGGCUCUGGCACCCGUUCACUCUGUCCUCUUCCCCUUGCUUAAGGACCAUUCGUAUUUGGAUAUGAAAUAGUAUAAUCAUAAAGGCACACAUUGUAGCUGUAGCAUU
This is a messenger RNA of Phanerochaete carnosa HHB-10118-sp, 1095 nucleotides long. RefSeq lists its product as uncharacterized. Bases 29 to 790 code for a protein of 253 amino acids. The record is from RefSeq and is a predicted model, not a curated record. NCBI's taxonomy places the organism in Eukaryota, Fungi, Basidiomycota, Agaricomycetes, Polyporales, Phanerochaetaceae. The transcript is spliced from 4 exons.